This is a messenger RNA of Cannabis sativa, 1803 nucleotides long. RefSeq names its product ethylene-responsive transcription factor ERF086. The record is from RefSeq and is a predicted model, not a curated record. Bases 372 to 1523 code for a protein of 383 amino acids. Gene Ontology annotation, biological process: regulation of DNA-templated transcription. The transcript has a single exon. Gene Ontology annotation, molecular function: DNA-binding transcription factor activity; DNA binding. NCBI's taxonomy places the organism in Eukaryota, Viridiplantae, Streptophyta, Magnoliopsida, Rosales, Cannabaceae.
UCCAUAUUAAGGUACUUGAAAAGAGUUGGGAAUCUUUAUUUACACCUUUAAUAAGUUCUAGCUUAGCUUAUUAUUUUUAUUAUUAUUAUUAUUUAUUUAUUUUAGCUUCAGGGCUAUAGAAUUAAAUAGAAAAUAAAAAAGGUAUUAAAAAAGUGGAUUGAAUAGGAUCAUGGUCUUCCAGAGAAUGACAACUGAGAUGUCCUUUUCCUUCUGUCCAUGAUCAAAUCAGUGUCUUUAAAAGACAAUUUCCCUACAAACUUUCUCAACUCACUUCAUUCAAAACUAGAAAGAAAAAGAAAAGACCUUUUCUCUUCUUUGAUCAUUCUUUCUACUCUCUUCUUCUUCUUCUUCUUCUUCUUUUUCUGGCUACAAUGUCAAGUACCACCACAAAAACCUUAGAUAAACCCUUGAAAGCAGGGUAUGAAAACAAUGGUCAUUAUCAUCAUCAGCAAAUGGGAUUUGCCAUACUUCAAAGGAACACAUCUCCAACUCAACCUGGUGAGAGAAGAGGAAGGAGAAAACAAGCUGAGCCAGGAAGAUUUCUUGGUGUGAGGAGAAGACCUUGGGGAAGAUAUGCUGCUGAGAUUAGAGACCCAACUACUAAAGAAAGGCAUUGGCUUGGAACUUUUGACACUGCUCAAGAAGCUGCUCUUGCUUAUGACAGAGCUGCUCUGUCCAUGAAAGGCACACAAGCCAGAACAAACUUUAUUUACACUACUAAUACCACUACUCAUGAUCAUCACAACACUAGUUUCCACUCUCUUCAUCAUCAUCAUCAUCUUAAUAACACUACUACUCCCUUUGAUACUAACAACAAUAGUACUACUAUUUUGCCACUACCUUCUCAUGAGCUCAUUUGCAGCACUACUAGUAAAAACCCCACCAAUCAGAAUAGUACUACUCCACCUCAGAUUGUUAUGACAUGUCAUCAUCCAACCAUCCUUAACCAAUCAUUAAAUACUAUUAAUGACAUGUCAUCACCACCAAAUGAUGAUAAUAACAACAACAACAACAACUUCUUUUUCUGUAAUGAUGAUUCUGAUUAUAACUCUGGUUACUUGGGUUGCAUAGUCCCUGAUAACUGCUUAAGACCUCCUCCUACUCCUUCUCCUUCUGAUCAUAACCCCAAAAGAACUAAAUCACAUUGGGACAUGAUGAUGAAUGGUAGUAGUGAAGUAGCAACAUUGGGUUCAAACCAAGCUAGAGAUCAGCUUAUUAUGCCUUGUUUGGAUGAUUUCAAUCUUGGGUUUUGGGAUAAUAACAAUAAUAACAACCUCAUUCAGCAUCAGCAUCAACAACCAUGGGAGCUGAACUCUGGAGAUCUCUCUGCCAUGAUCAGUACUACUAGUAGCUCAAAUAAUAAUAAUAACAAUAUCCCUUUGAGUAGUACUGAUCAAGGAGCUUUUUAUCCACUCAUUGACAACUCUAUGUAUGGUUUCAUGUCUGGACCUACUUAUUCUUCUUGCUCUCCUUCACUUCCUCCUCUUGGUGAUGUAGUUGACUUGGGUCAUUCUCUCUUUUGACUAUAUAUUAAUGUCAACUCUAUCUUUUGUUGUUAGUGCAUCUGUAUUUAUAUAUAUAGGUGCACCAAUAUAUAUAUACUCAUGGUUCCAUAUAUUUCAUAUAUAUAUAUAUAUAUCCAUGCACUUAAGUUUGAGUUUUCUUUCUACUCUCUUUACUAGUUUCUCUGUAAUUAUUAAUGGUGAUCAUCACCAUCCAAAGUCUAACAAUUAAGAAAAAGAUUAUUGGAAAUGGUGUCUCUAUGGUUUUAACAAGAUUUUAAUGCAAGCCUUCUAUAUUUUU